This is a messenger RNA of Macrobrachium nipponense, 3192 nucleotides long. RefSeq names its product coatomer subunit beta-like (gene betaCOP). Gene Ontology annotation, molecular function: structural molecule activity. Gene Ontology annotation, cellular component: COPI vesicle coat; cytoplasm. The transcript has 18 exons. Bases 117 to 3005 code for a protein of 962 amino acids. Gene Ontology annotation, biological process: intra-Golgi vesicle-mediated transport; endoplasmic reticulum to Golgi vesicle-mediated transport; intracellular protein transport. The record is from RefSeq and is a predicted model, not a curated record. Lineage: Eukaryota; Metazoa; Arthropoda; Malacostraca; Decapoda; Palaemonidae.
GCCAUCAUCCCUCAUGUCGAAAACAGUAGACGUCACAAGUCUGUCGGCGAUCUGUGUUGUCAUUUGUGUCGACCUGUCAAAAGUGAUUAUUUUUGUUGAGGGUAACAGUUUCCUAAAUGACGAUGGGGACUCAGGAACAGCCCUGUUACACCCUGAUCCAGGGUCCCUCGGAUACAGAACAGCCUUCUGAAAUGCAACUGAAGCAGGAUUUGGAAAAUGGUGAUAAUCCAGUGAAGAUUGCAGCUCUGAAGAAGGUGAUUCAGUUGAUAUUAAAUGGAGAACGAUUGCCAGGCAUUUUGAUGACUGUGAUACGUUUUGUUAUGCCGUCUGAAGACCACACGAUCAAGAAGCUGCUGUUGGUGUUCUGGGAGAUUGUGCCCAAAACUACUGCAGAAGGCAAACUGCUUCAGGAAAUGAUUCUCGUCUGUGACGCCUACAGGAAGGAUUUGUCUCAUCCCAAUGAGUUCAUCCGUGGGUCAACGUUAAGGUUUUUGUGCAAGUUGAAGGAGCCUGAGCUUUUGGAGCCUCUAAUGCCCACCAUCAGAAUUUGCCUCGAGCACAGGCACUCGUAUGUCCGCAGAAAUGCUGUUUUGGCCAUCUUUACCAUUUACAAGAACUUUGAUUUUCUCAUUCCUGAUGCCCCAGAGCUGAUUUCCAACUUCUUGGAAGGCGAACAGGACAUGUCGUGCAAACGAAACGCCUUCAUGAUGCUGAUACAUGCUGAUCAGGAGCGAGCUCUUACCUACCUGUCAACGUGCAUCGAUCAAGUUAACUCCUUUGGAGAUAUCUUGCAGCUUGUCAUCGUUGAACUCAUUUAUAAGGUAUGCCAUGCCAACCCAGGAGAAAGGGCAAGGUUUAUCAGGUGCAUCUAUAACCUCUUGAACUCGAGCAGCCCUGCUGUCCGGUAUGAAGCUGCUGGAACGCUAGUUACCCUUUCAUCAGCUCCUACAGCUAUCAAGGCUGCUGCUAAUUGCUACAUAGAGCUGAUCGUCAAGGAGAGCGACAAUAACGUCAAGCUGAUCGUCCUUGAUCGCCUGGUGGCCCUCAAGGAUUCACCCCAGCAGGAGAAGAUCCUUCAGGAACUUGCCAUGGAUGUGCUUAGGAUUCUUACCACACCUGACUUGGAAGUUCGCAAAAAGACACUGAAUUUAGCUUUGGAGCUAGUUACACUGCGAACAGUCAACGAAAUGGUUGAGGUACUUAAGAAGGAAGUUGGCAAGACACACAAUACAGUUGAACAUGAGGAUACUGGAAAGUAUCGGCAGCUGUUAGUUCGAACUCUCCACACAAUCAGUAUGAAGUUCCCAGAUGUGGCUGGCAAUGUCAUCCCCAUUUUGAUGGACUUCCUCUCAGAUAACAAUGAACUGGCAGCCACUGACGUGUUGGUUUUUGUAAGGGAAGCCAUUCAGAGGUUCGAAUCAUUACGGCCUCAGAUCAUCGAGCGUUUGUUGGGAUCUCUGCCAACUAUUCGCUCAGUAACUGUCCAGUGUCAUGCUCUGUGGAUUCUAGGAGAAUAUGCGUCAACCUCAAGAGAGGUAAUUGGUGUUUUGUCAGCUGUUCGGAGCAGCCUUGGAGAUUUGCCUAUUGUUGAGGACGAAAUGCGCAAAGCCGCUGGUGAAGCAGGUGAAGAAGAUGGCUCAAAUGACAAAGCCAACCAACAGCAGCAGCAGCAACAGCAGAAAGUAACUGCUGAUGGAACCUAUGCAUCGCAGUCUGCUUUCUCUGCUACUACGUCAUCAAGGAAGGCUGAUGAUCGUCCACCCCUUAGAAAAUACUUGCUGGAAGGGAACUUCUACCUGGGUGCUGUUAUUGCUAAUACUAUGGUCAAACUUGCCUUCAGAUAUAUUUCUUUGGAGACUGAUGUACCGAAGCAGAAUUCGUUAUGUGCAGAAGUAAUGUUGAUUAUUGCAUCAAUUGUACACUUGGGCAAGUCAGGUCUCCCACAGAAAGCCAUGACGGAUGAUGACUAUGAUCGCAUGAUGCUUUGUUUACAGGUUGUUUCUGAACGUACUCCAAGCCUUGCCUCAGUAUUUACCGAACAGUGUCGAGGGUCACUGUCACACAUGCUCGCUGCCAAAACAGAGGAGGAGGAGUCUCUCAGACGUGACCACAAGGCCGCCAAAGUGGUGGAACAUGUCGACGAUCACAUUGUCUUCUCGCACUUGACUAAAGGUAGCGACCCAUCAUCUACGGAUGACAUGUUUGACCUGUCCAUGUCGAUGGCUGUCAGCGGAGCCAAGAAGGAAGGCAUUGAUCUGAGCAGCAGUAAACUGAGCAAAGUAACACAGUUGACAGGCUUCAGCGACCCUGUUUAUGCAGAGGCAUACGUCCACAUCAAUCAAUACGACAUUGUACUAGAUGUGCUGAUUGUCAACCAAACUGCAGAUACUCUGCAGAACUGCACACUGGAAUUGGCAACCCUUGGUGACCUUAAGUUAGUCGAAAAACCACAGCCUGUUGUUCUUGCACCACAUGACUUCUGUAAUAUAAAAGCAAAUGUAAAAGUGGCCUCCACAGAAAAUGGCUUCAUUUUUGGAAAUAUUGUGUAUGAUGUCAAAGGCUCUACAAGUGACAGAAAUGUUGUGAUAUUAAAUGACAUUCACGUCGAUAUCAUGGACUACAUUGUUCCAGCUUCCUGCACUGAUCUAGAAUUCAGGCAGAUGUGGAUGGAAUUUGAGUGGGAGAACAAAGUAACAGUCAAUACACAGAUGACGGAACUGAAAGCAUACUUAGACUACUUGUGCAAGUCUACCAACAUGAAAUGCUUAACCCCUGAAAAAGCUCUCGUUGGUUCGGGUGAUUACAUGGCAGCAAAUCUAUAUGCCCGAUCAAUAUUUGGUGAAGAUGCUUUGGCUAAUCUAUCUAUCGAAAAGCCCAUAGAUAACCCAGACUCUGCUGUAACUGGUCACAUCAGAAUUCGUGCCAAAAGCCAGGGUAUGGCUAUCAGUUUGGGUGACAAGAUAAACAAAGUGCAGAAGGCUAUCAUAAAGUCUGUUGGUGCUUAGAUAUGAAUAUGGAACUAUGGUAUUUAUGUCAACAUCUGCAACAAGGAAUAUUAUAUGAGGAGCAUAUUCUAAGGGAACUUAUUAUCAUAUAGAGCUUUCUUUGUUUUUUGUUUGGUGGUUAAUACAGAACUUUAUUCAAUUUUAAUUUUAUUAAAAAAUAGUUAUAUCAAUAAAUAAUUAAGCUUUC